Messenger RNA from Histoplasma mississippiense, 2679 nucleotides. RefSeq lists its product as hypothetical. Gene Ontology annotation, molecular function: acetyl-CoA carboxylase activity; metal ion binding; ATP binding. Gene Ontology annotation, biological process: fatty acid biosynthetic process. NCBI's taxonomy places the organism in Eukaryota, Fungi, Ascomycota, Eurotiomycetes, Onygenales, Ajellomycetaceae. The record is from RefSeq and is a predicted model, not a curated record. The transcript is spliced from 6 exons. The coding region runs from base 1 to 2679 and encodes 892 amino acids.
AUGGCUGACCAAUAUGUCGAGGUUCCUGGAGGCACGAAUAACAACAAUUAUGCCAAUGUUGAACUCAUUGUGGAUAUUGCAGAGCGAAUGGGUGUCCAUGCAGUGUGGGCCGGAUGGGGUCACGCUUCGGAAAACCCAAAGCUUCCUGAGUCGCUAGCGGCGUCUCCGAAAAAGAUUAUUUUUAUCGGUCCCCCUGGUUCUGCAAUGCGAUCUCUUGGAGAUAAAAUUUCUUCGACGAUUGUUGCCCAACAUGCAGGGGUUCCCUGCAUCCCUUGGUCUGGAGAAGGCGUGGAGGAGGUCACAGUCGAUGAAGAGGGGAUUGUAACGGUUGAACCUCACAUUUAUGACAAAGGAUGUACGCACUCUCCGCAAGAAGGCCUGGAGAAAGCUCUGGCUAUUGGCUUCCCGGUCAUGGUCAAGGCCUCGGAGGGAGGUGGUGGGAAAGGUAUUCGGAAAGUCGAGAGGGAAGAGGAUUUCAUCAAUAUGUAUAAUGCCGCCGCCAGCGAGAUUCCUGGAUCGCCGAUUUUCAUCAUGAAACUCGCAGGCAAUGCGAGACAUUUGGAGGUUCAGUUACUAGCAGAUCAAUAUGGUAACAACAUUUCCCUCUUCGGACGGGAUUGUUCGGUACAACGACGACAUCAGAAAAUUAUCGAGGAGGCUCCCGUCACGAUCGCGAAGCCAGAAACCUUUCAAGCAAUGGAGCGAGCCGCUGUGAGGCUCGGGAAGUUGGUUGGCUACGUUUCCGCUGGAACAGUCGAAUAUCUCUACUCCCAUGCAGAAGAUAAAUUUUACUUCCUGGAACUAAAUCCCCGUCUACAGGUUGAGCAUCCCACAACAGAGAUGGUUUCUGGAGUGAAUCUUCCGGCUGCGCAACUUCAGAUUGCAAUGGGAAUCCCCUUACAUCGCAUUCGUGAUAUCCGUCUGUUGUAUGGCGUUGAUCCUAAUACCAGCUCCGAGAUUGAUUUCCAUUUCACCAAUGAAGAAAGCACGAAAACCCAACGCCGACCAAAGCCCAAGGGUCACACCACUGCUUGUCGUAUCACGUCCGAGGACCCCGGUGAAGGUUUCAAGCCCUCCAGCGGAACAAUGCACGAGCUCAACUUCCGGAGUAGUUCAAAUGUUUGGGGUUAUUUCUCUGUUGGUACCUCUGGUGGGAUCCAUAGUUUCUCUGAUUCUCAAUUCGGCCAUAUCUUUGCCUACGGCGAAAAUCGUUCCGCGUCACGCAAGCACAUGGUCGUCGCAUUGAAGGAAUUGAGCAUUCGCGGUGAUUUCCGGACAACUGUUGAGUAUCUCAUCAAACUUUUGGAGACACCUGCGUUCGAGGAGAACACUAUCACUACCGCUGAGCGCCCUGAUCCAAUGGUCGCUGUUAUCUGUGGAGCUGUCACCAGGGCUCAUCUCGCGAGUGAGUCGUGUGUUGCGGAAUAUCGGAGAGGUAUUGAAAAGGGUCAAGUACCUUCAAAAGACGUCCUGAAAACUGUUUUCCCCAUCGAUUUUAUUUACGAAGGAUACCGAUACAAAUUCACUGCCACCAGAUCAAGCGACGAUAACUAUCAUCUGUUCAUUAAUGGAUCAAAAUGUUCUGUUGGCGUUCGGGCUCUAGCUGAUGGUGGACUGCUCGUACUUUUGAACGGACGAAGCCAUAAUGUUUACUGGAAGGAAGAGGCUGCUGCGACACGCUUGAGUGUCGACGGGAAAACAUGUUUGCUUGAGGAAGAAAAUGACCCCACACAACUUCGCACUCCUAGUCCAGGAAAGCUUGUUAAGUACACAGUGGAAAACGGCGAACAUGUCCGAGCUGGGCAACCAUUCGCUGAAGUUGAAGUCAUGAAAAUGUAUAUGCCCCUCAUCGCGCAGGAGGAUGGUAUUGUUCAACUCAUCAAGCAGCCUGGAUCUACACUCGAGGCUGGGGAUAUUUUGGGUAUUCUCGCGUUGGAUGAUCCAUCCAGAGUGAAGCAUGCUCAACCUUUCCUUGGGCAGCUGCCAGAGCUAGGUCCUCCACAAGUUGUCGGCGUCAAGCCCCCUCAGCGUUUCGGCCUCCUCCACAGCAUCUUGAUUGAUAUUCUUCGUGGGUUCGAUAACCAAGUCAUCAUGGGGGCCACCCUGAAAGAAUUGGUCGAUGUCCUGAGAAAUCCCGAACUACCGUAUGGAGAAUGGAACGCACAAGUUUCUGCUUUGCAUUCACAUGUCAUUCGACGAUACAGUGAUGGACUUAAGGUCCAUGAAUAUAAGGUUUUCAUUGGUAUUCUUCAGCAGUAUUGGGAAGUGGAACAUCUUUUCACGGGAAGAAAUAUGCGAGACGAGGAUGUGAUUCUUAAACUGAGAGAAGAAAACAAAGAUGACAUCGACGGAGUCAUCCAAACUGUCCUAUCUCACAGCAGAGUCGGAGCGAAGAAUAACUUGCUUCUCGCCAUUUUAGAUAUGUAUCGUCCAAACAAACCGAAUGCGGGUAAUGUCGGAAAGUACCUCAAGCCCAUCUUGAAAAAACUUGCAGAGUUGGAAUCACGAGCCACUUCCAAAGUGGCUUUGAAGGCCCGUGAGGUUCUUAUCCAGAAGUUGUCGAUUCCAAGUACACUGUCUUCGAUGUUCUCCCUCUUUUCUUCGGACAUCAGGAUCAAUGGGUAUCGUUGGCAGCGAAUCGAGGUGUAUAUCCGCCGGGCUUACCGAGCCUACUCGUGA